Molecule: messenger RNA, 636 nt
Organism: Chenopodium quinoa (quinoa)
Lineage: Eukaryota; Viridiplantae; Streptophyta; Magnoliopsida; Caryophyllales; Amaranthaceae
Exons: 6
Coding region: 106-636 (176 amino acids)
Source: RefSeq, a predicted model, not a curated record
UUGAAAGAACACGAAGUACAGCUAGAACAGGUUGGGAUACGAAGUUUUUGAAGCUGCAAUACUCGAGGAAAUACACUAGAUUUUGACGCCAGUUCAAAGGUGUAAAUGUCUGAAGGGGAUUCUAAGCGCAGACGUUCAGAAAAAUUGGAAGUAUCCAAAGGCAGGGCUAAAACAAUAUGUUUGGAGCCUGGCAUGUUCAAGGAUGAUAGUUUAACUUGUGGAGGAGCUGUGAAAAGUGGAGCACGUGUGAUGGUGGAACUUUCCAAGGGCAGCAAGAGGAUCUUUUAUUUGGACCGUUUAGAUAGGGAUGCUGUUGAUUGGGAUGUUUUUCCUAGAGUCAAAGCCUGGAAUAUGCAACAUAUUCGAAGAGCUUCGAAGAUGGACAAAAUGAUUUCCGGGGACUUUGGGAGGUUAGGGGUGUUGGAUGUAGCUUAUGGCGAACAACAUCCAAGGGAUGCAAGAGAUAGUGUUGGACCCUUAGAUGAGCAUAACGUGCGUAGUACAUACCUUUUGUUUUUAAUAUUCUGUUCUUUUUCUUAUAUGGUGAUGGCUUACCCUCUUUUUUCUGGACAGAUGGUGUCAAAAGAACUGGGGGUUAGUGUCCAUGUUAGGCAAAGGAGGGGGCGAACUGCAUAG